Molecule: messenger RNA, 612 nt
Organism: Fraxinus pennsylvanica
Lineage: Eukaryota; Viridiplantae; Streptophyta; Magnoliopsida; Lamiales; Oleaceae
Source: the annotation of a GenBank genome assembly
AUGGCUGAAUCCAGCAAAACCCCUACAGGAGUAGACAACACUUUUCGAAGGAAAUUCGAUCGAGAAGAGUAUUUACAACGAGCCCGUGAGCGAGAAGAAAAGGAGGGGGAGGCACGAUCGAAAUCAAAAUCGAGGGGUCCGCCGGUGCAAAGGAAACCUUUGAAGCACAGGGAUUAUGAAGUGGACCUUGAAUCUCGAUUGGGAAAGACUCAGGUUGUUACUCCAAUCGCACCUUUAAGUCAGCAGGCUGGAUACUUCUGCUCGGUUUGUGACUGUGUAGUAAAAGAUUCUGCAAACUACUUAGACCAUAUAAAUGGAAAGAAGCAUCAACGAGCUUUGGGCAUGUCUAUGCGAUCUGAAAGGGCAACAUUGGAGCAGGUCCAGCAGCGGUUUGAAAAUCUCAAGAAGCGGAAAGAUACUGGAGGCUUUACUGAGCAAGAUUUUGACGAGCGGAUCUUGAAACAACAGCAAGAAGAGGAGGAAAGAAAACGUCAACGUCGAGAGAAAAAGAAAGAGAAGAAGAAAGAAAAGGCUGCCGAGGAGGAACCUGAGAUGGAUCCUGAUGUUGCGGCUAUGAUGGGAUUUGGUGGUUUCAAGACAUCCAAAAACUGA